AUGUUCAAAAUCUCCGUCCUUGCUGCUCUCGUCGCUGUACUUCCCGCUUUCGUCCAAGCUCAGUCUGCCGUAUACGGCCAGUGCGGUGGUAUCGGAUGGACUGGUGCCACGACUUGUGUGUCCGGAUCAACUUGCACCGUCCUGAAUGCUUAUUACUCUCAGUGCCUUCCGGGUUCAGCAGCGUCUAGCAGCACUGCCGCCGCCCCCACUAGUACUGCCGCCGCCCCCACUAGCACUGCCGCCCCCACUUCCACCGCCCCCGCUGCCACCGGAACUUGCGAUGAAUUCCGAUGCGGUGUGCCAAACAACUACAAAUGUCAUGGUCCCCUGAUAACUUGUUUUGGCGUCGUCCUCGUCGCGUCGUAUCUCCAUUUUUUAUCGUAUCACUUUGGUUCCGGAAACUGUCGUUUUUACGCGUAUGAAGAAUGCAUGAGAUGGCGGUCUUUCGGUUGUCAGCAGGUCUCGGCGGCUGACUUCACGAAAGAUGGCGUCAUCCUUGCUACCUGUAACACAUGCUGGGCUCGUAGACGCUCUGCUCAAGCUGCAGCGUCACUGCGCUACAGGCUGGCACCAAGGUCUUCAACGUUGACGGGGGAAGAUGCCGUUGCCCUCGCUAUUAGGAACUGGGGAAGGGCCGAUUCAGGCUGCGGGGACAAAGAGAUGUCCUUGGAAGACGGCUCUCUCUAG
This is a messenger RNA of Guyanagaster necrorhizus, 687 nucleotides long. RefSeq lists its product as uncharacterized. Gene Ontology annotation, molecular function: cellulose binding. Gene Ontology annotation, biological process: carbohydrate metabolic process. The transcript has 7 exons. Lineage: Eukaryota; Fungi; Basidiomycota; Agaricomycetes; Agaricales; Physalacriaceae. The coding region runs from base 1 to 687 and encodes 228 amino acids. The record is from RefSeq and is a predicted model, not a curated record. Gene Ontology annotation, cellular component: extracellular region.